AUGCCGCGCGCGCUGUGCUGGCAUGUGCUGGCGGCAUUCCUGCUCUCAUCAGUCCGCGUACAAGCAGAGGCAGAUGCCAGGCGUUUGUUAACCGUCCGCCUACAGCGUGAGCGAAGGAGAAGGGCUAGGAGCUGGACCUCGAUUGAAGACUUCACUGCUCCGCCUCGAGCCCUGCGCCUCCCCUGGAACCCUUCGAUCCCCUGGGCGCCUUGGCCCAUCCCCGCGCUGAAGCACCUGAAGGAGAAGAAGGCCCCAAGUGGGCUGCAGCGCAUCUCCCUCGAGGACCUCAACGACGUGCAGUACCUGGGAGACUUGUGGAUCGGGACGCCAACCGACCGCACCUUCCGGAUGAUACUGGACACCGGCUCAUCUGACCUUUGGGUCAGCAACAACGUGUUCAGUCCGGACGACUCAUCCACUUGGGUCUCCGACGACACCUCCGAGACGCAGAUUCGGUAUGGGCAGGGGGUCGUCCACGGCACGACUGGCAUAGACGAAGUCUGCCUGCUGGCAGACCCCAAGAACCUGUGCGUCCGCCAGGAGCUCCUGGUGGCUUCGGGAGUGGAGGGCAUCUCCCUGACCACCUUCGAUGGUAUCCUGGGCCUGGGGCUGCCGGGCAUCUCCCACGCGCAUCAGGACUUCUUGCAAAACCUGGCGAAGACGGGCUUCGGUGGUGGCGAGCUCUGCUUCUCCUUCGAGCUGAUGGAGAAGGAAACCUCCACGGCCAUCUUCGGGCCGUGCCCGGAGGUCAUGGGCACGGCAACGGAGCAGACUGGCAUCCCGGCAAGCCGGGCUGCCCAUCUUCGGGUGCAGCGCGCUUUUGGCUUCAUGCAGCCAGGCUGGUGGCUGGUGGAGAUCGGCAUCACGUGCGCCAUCUUGAGCCUGAGCGCCCUGCAGGCGCAGCUGGUUCUCUUGAAGAACUGCGCGCCCACGUUGCUCCUCUCCGUGAUGAUGGGGAUCUUCUGCAAUGAGCGCUAUGUCAGGCAUUGGAAUCGAUUCUUCAAGACGCGCUACAUGGAGAUGCCUCUCUGCUCGGAGGCGGUCACGCAACGCUGCGGCCCUGUCUGUCAGAGCACCUUCUUGGUUGUCGGUCUCAUCGUCUAUGGCCUUCUUCAGGUGGUGGCGGUGACGAUUAUCCUGAACACGGUGCUCGACGCAACGCUGACGGGGCAGUUUCAUACAGAGGUGAGUGCUAUUCUGGAUACCGGCACGUCGUUCAUCGUGAUUCCCAAGGACGAUUUUGGAGUGGUCGGCGCCGCAAUGUUUGGCCAACGUCUGGAAGACAGCUGCGGGAUGUAUCGAAAUUCGCUGCUGUGCGCAUGCGACAUCAUUGAUGAGGCGAAGCCCCUGCACAUCGACGUCGGGGGCCUGCAUUUCCGAAUCGAUCCACGUGAGACCUUUACGAUUGACUCCGAUGGCGCCAUGUUCCAAGGAGGGCGCAAGGCAUGUCAGACUGGAUUGGGUCUGGCCGAGGCGGGGACUGCCUGGAUCCUUGGCGACGUUUUCCUGAGGCAGGCUGUGGUGGUCCAUGACCCUCGAGGGAAUGUCUCCAUCUUUCCCAGAGUGGAGGAGAGGGAGGCUAAGCUUCGGAAGCGUCCGGAGGAGAAACUCCCCAUUCCUGUGCAUCGUCUCCGAAUGCUGAUCUAUGGAGACUCGCUAACGGCCGGUGCUCCCUCAAUGGUGCCGUUUGGGGAGGCGCUCUGCCAAUCACUGGAAUCUAUGGGGUACCAGGUCGAGGCGACGAUCUGCGGCUUGUGUGCCUCGACUGCUUGGCAGAUGCUGGCCGCCGCAGAGGAGCCGUUGGUCCUGGAGACCUUGGGAAGUCGUUGGGGCUCAGGGCUCCUGCCCCUCCUUCACUCCAAGGAUAAGGUGGAUCUGGUUCUCCUCAUGGCUGGCACCAACGACCUGGGGACCACCGCUCCUCCUGAGGAGAUCGCUGCAGCCAUCCGUGGCCUCCAUGGCAUCUGCCAUCAAGCCGGCGUGAGAACGGUGGCGCUGGGCAUCCCGGAUGCCGGAGGCUGGAACGUGGCUCGGAUUCCGGCGCUGGCGGCGCGGAAGCGGGCCGUGAAUGCGUCCCUGGCCGCAUGGACCAAAGUGGCAGAAGGAUGCACGGAGAGUUGCGAGAGUUCGGACGCUUGGACCAAGCCUGAACUCUUCAUCAACACGGUGGCCCUGAUGCCCUACGGUCCGAGGAGCCGGGGGGCUGGAGACUGGGCUUCAAUUAUUUGGGUAUCUCCCAAAGUGGGAGUCCUUUUAUGCCCCAAAUAG
Symbiodinium natans is the source of this 2268-nucleotide messenger RNA. Lineage: Eukaryota; Dinophyceae; Suessiales; Symbiodiniaceae. The record is from the annotation of a GenBank genome assembly.